AUGGGUUUCUUUACUUGCCUUGCUUUUGCGGGGCUUCUGAGCUCCUUGCCUGUGCAUUCAUUGAGAGCUCCGGCGGACACAUUUGUCUUCCCAGGAAGCAACAGUAAACCAUGGGUUUCAAAUCCUGCGGAGGAGUUCCUCACGGGAGGCUAUCUCGUGGAGUAUCAUGACAACACCAAGCAAUUCUCCGCGCUUUCUUCAGCCCUGGAGGGAGUUGGAUUAGCAUCACAACAUCGCUUUGACUAUAACCACAAAUUCUUCCGUGGAUCGUCUUUCGUCGUCGACGAACCCGAAGAUCAAGAGCGCACAAUGGCGAAGAUCAUGUCAACUAAGCAGGUGAAAAACGUUUGGCCCAUUCGGUUGAUAAAACGUGACCCUGGCCAGAUACAUUCUAAACUGCCUGCUGGGAUCCAUAAAUCCCCAAAGUUGGCCAAACGUCGAUCAGAAGAUAAAUGGUCAACACACGUUAUGACAGGGGUGGAUAGGCUCCACGCUCAAGGCCUUACUGGCAAGGGAAUCUUCGUUGCCAUCCUUGAUACCGGCGUGGACUACAACCAUCCAGACCUUGGAGGCGGCUUUGGCCCCGGUUAUAAGGUGGCUAAAGGGUACGAUUUCGUGGGUGAUAAUGCGAGAUUUGGGCAGGAUCUCCAACCAGAUGAUGACCCCUAUGAAUCUUGCGGUCUCCACGGUACUUGGGUUUCUGGGAUUGUAGCAGCCAAUUCCGGCCCCUUCAACGCAGUUGGCGUUGCCCCUGAAGCGACUCUCGGCAUGUAUCGUAUUUUCGACUGCCUUCUGUGGACCUCAGAAGAUGUGGUUAUCAGCGCCUAUUUGAAGGCGUACGAUGAUGGCGCUGAUGUUAUCUCCUUGUCCUUCGGCUCCUAUAGCGGCGUGCCUACUGAUCCGCUGGGGCGCGUUGUGUCCAACAUUGUAGACUCAGGUGUCAUUUGUGUUGCGGUCAGUGGUGAGGUUGGGGGUCCGCCUUUUCAAGCAAACAGUCCGGCUACCGCACAUAACACUCUCUCCGUUGGUACGGUUGAAAAUACGGUCAAGCCUAUUUUCCGUUUUCUCGGAGAAUAUUCUGUCGACGGAGGUGACAGUGAAACCUUUGAAUAUGAACCGACUGAUAUCCCUUUUAAAGAGUCUAGAGAAUUAUGGACCUGGAACUAUACGAUGGAUUACGACGAUCCGUACAGCCUUCUUACAUGCCCUGAUUUUCCUCCCGGCGUCCCUGGCGUGAGUGAAAAGGUUGUCCUUGUCCCAUUCUGUUUAGGGACUAUGUUGGAUGCCGUAGGCCUCGGGGCCAAGUAUCUCAUGCUUCAUGAUAAUGGUGAUAUCCUCCCUUCAGUUGCCGUUGCUGAUACGGACGACGAUGAAGAGAUACUGCUUGGGUUCGGAAUUGUUACUCGCGAACAGGGAGAUGCAUGGCAAGCAAGUUUUCUGAAGGGCGCAAAUGCCACCCUUUCCUUCACCAAUCCAGAUGACCCUGAUUUCCGGUACCGCGAAGUCCCUAAUAACCUCGGAGGGUCAAUGGAUAUAUGGAGUUCAUGGGGUCCGUCGCUGGAAAUGGAUUUAGCGCCUAUGCUUGCUGCCCCAGGCGCAAAUGUUCUUGCCACGCUGCCUAAGAAAGAUGGACUUUACGGUGUUCUAUCUCGUGCAGGAGGUGCGGCUCCAUAUGCCGCCGGUGUUGCCGCUCUCAUGAAGCAGCAUGACAAACGGAUAAACCCCAAAGAACUUGUGCGAGCUCUCACCACAACCGCAAACCCGAUGAAAUUCAAUGACGGGCGAUCCAAGGAUGACACCUUUGCACCUCCAAUCCAGCAAGGAGGCGGACUGAUUAAUGCAUACUCGGCCAUUCGCUCCACGACUAAAGUUUCACCAGCCCAUAUUAAACUGGGUGGUAGGAACAAGGCAGCUGUGGUCACUAUUCGCAACAACGGACGCAAGUUUCAGACAUAUUCAAUCUCACAUGAGGCCUCCCACAGUGUCUACACUGUUUUCUCUGACCUUUUUGAACGCACUACGCUCCCCGAAAUCGCGCCUAGCACCGCGCGUGUUCUAGUUUUCCCGCCCAAAAUCAUACUGCCACCAAGGACGAGUCUCGGGAUCUUGUUGCACUUUAGCUCUCCAUCCAAAUUGGCCAAAGAACGGGCUCCAAUCUACAGUGGUCACGUAUUUGUCAAGGAGAAGCACGGAGCAGAGUUUUCUAUUCCAUACUCGGGCACACCCUCGAACCUUGAAGAGAUCGAGCCAUUCAACAAACGUCUUACCUAUUUAGCCUCGACAGACGACAUCAGUAAAGGGGUUGAGGACGGCCGUAUCUUUAAAUUCCCAAAGGAAAACGUCACGGAUAUUGAAGAUUUCAACCUCCCAGUCAUGAUGGUUGGCUUGGACUUCCAUGCUCGCGAAAUCCAGGCCGAACUCAUCCCAGAAUCUCCAAUUGAGGGCUUUGACGGCAGACUUGGAGGCAGUGAACCUUUUGGGCCUCUUCCCCCUGGGCUUUGGUUUCCCAUCCCGGUUUUCGGCAACUUGGCUUCGGGUGAAUUACUUCCGGAAGGGAAGUUCCAGCUUUCUGUGAGGGCGUUGAAGUACGGGGGAGAGCAAGACGAAAACAGUGCGUGGCAACAGAUAUCGACGACGACUUUUGGUGUCGAAUUCGUGGGUGGAGGUGACUGA
Molecule: messenger RNA, 2673 nt
Organism: Uncinocarpus reesii 1704
Lineage: Eukaryota; Fungi; Ascomycota; Eurotiomycetes; Onygenales; Onygenaceae
Exons: 3
Coding region: 1-2673 (890 amino acids)
Biological process (GO): proteolysis
Cellular component (GO): cytosol; cell wall; membrane
Molecular function (GO): serine-type endopeptidase activity; tripeptidyl-peptidase activity
Source: RefSeq, a predicted model, not a curated record